This is a messenger RNA of Vigna umbellata (rice bean), 396 nucleotides long. RefSeq lists its product as uncharacterized. NCBI's taxonomy places the organism in Eukaryota, Viridiplantae, Streptophyta, Magnoliopsida, Fabales, Fabaceae. The record is from RefSeq and is a predicted model, not a curated record.
AUGAAGGAGAAGGAAAAACAGUUUGAGAGGUUCAUGGAAAUUUUCAAGAAAUUGGAGAUUAACAUACCUUUUUUCGAAGCUUUUCAACAAAUGUCUUCAUAUGCUAAAUUUCUGAAGGAACUCCUCACCAAGAAAAGGAAAUACAUUGAAGAAGAAACCAUUGAAGUACAAGGAAACUGUAGUGCUAUCAUACAAAAACUUUUACCUCCCAAGUUAAAAGAUCUAGGAAGCUUCAACAUUCCUUGCACUAUAGGAAAUAUCUCUGUUGGAAAGGCAUUAAUUGAUUUGGGAGCCAAUAUCAAUCUGAUGUCGCUCUCUGUGUUUAAGAAGAUUGAACGAUUAGAACUUAAGCCUACACGGAUGACUCUUCAACUAGCAGAUAGAUCUAUGAAAUGA